Messenger RNA from Hemiscyllium ocellatum (epaulette shark), 3075 nucleotides. Its product is annotated as electrogenic sodium bicarbonate cotransporter 4-like. The coding region runs from base 16 to 3075 and encodes 1019 amino acids. Gene Ontology annotation, cellular component: plasma membrane. Gene Ontology annotation, biological process: regulation of intracellular pH; monoatomic anion transport; bicarbonate transport. The transcript is spliced from 23 exons. Lineage: Eukaryota; Metazoa; Chordata; Chondrichthyes; Orectolobiformes; Hemiscylliidae. The record is from RefSeq and is a predicted model, not a curated record. Gene Ontology annotation, molecular function: solute:inorganic anion antiporter activity; monoatomic anion transmembrane transporter activity; sodium:bicarbonate symporter activity.
ACGCUUUUCACAGAGAUGGAUACCCUGCAGCAUGAUGGAGUUGAGUUAGAAUGGAAGGAAUCUGCCAGAUGGGUAAAAUUUGAAGAGAAAGUAGAGGAAGGAGGCGAGAGAUGGAGUAAGCCCCAUGUGUCUACAUUAUCCCUGCACAGUCUGUUUGAGCUGCGAACAUGUCUCCAGACAGAGACUGUACUGUUAGAUUUGGAUGGAUAUUCCUUGCCACAGAUCAUAGAUGACAUCAUUGAGAAGCAAAUUGAAGAUGGACUUAUUAAAGCAGAUGUCCGAGAACAGAUAUCCUACAUCCUCCUGAGAAAACAUCGUCACCAAACCAAGAAACCCAUCCAUCGCUCUCUCGUUGACAUUGGGAAAUCAUCAACAACAUCAUCAGCUCGCAGUCCCAACCGAAUCCCUGGCAUUGGGACAAACUUUUACCGCUCUACUGACGACUUGAGACUGAGGCAGGCUGCCAGUUAUGGAUGGCUACGUCGUGCUCAAAGCAGAAGCAUGAAUGACAUCGCAGAUACGCCCAGCACAGAUCAGCUCAAGAACAAGUUCAAAAAGAAAAUACCUCGUGACUCUGAAGCCUCAAAUAUACUUGUGGGUGAAGUCGACUUUCUGGAUAAGCCAUUUGUAGCCUUUGUCCGUCUCUUGCAAUCAACAAUGUUGGGUGGGCUGACAGAAGUAGCAGUUCCAACAAGGUUUAUUUUUAUUCUUUUGGGUCCUCAAGGGAAAGGUAAAUCUUAUAGCGAGAUAGGAAGAGCCAUGGCAACACUGAUGGUCGAUGAUCUGUUCAGUGAUGUGGCUUAUAAAGCAAGAGACAGAGAUGACUUGAUUGCUGGUAUUGAUGAAUUCCUUGAUGAAGUCAUUGUCCUGCCUCCUGGUGAAUGGGAUCCCAAGAUUAGGAUUGAGCCACCCAAGAAAGUCACACCAGCUGAGAAAAGGAAAUCUGUUUACUCUCUGAAUGAGGCUGGGCAGAUGAAUGGUUCAGCAGGUGGUGGAGGAGGAAGUGAUGAUGAAGAAAUGCCAGCACCACAUGAACUUGGAGAAGAAUUGAUGUGGACAGGAAGGUUUUGUGGAGGGCUGAUACUGGAUAUCAAAAGGAAACUUCCCUGGUUGCCCAGUGAUUACUAUGAAGCAUUCCACAUUCAGUCUAUUUCCACUAUCCUCUUCAUCUACUUGGGCUGCAUUACCAAUGCCAUCACCUUUGGAGGAUUGUUGGGGGAUGCAACAGACAAUUAUCAGGGUGUAAUUGAAAGUUUUCUAGGCACUGCGUUCACAGGUGCUGUAUUCUGCUUAUUCAGUGGACAGCCUCUCACGAUCCUCAGUAGUACAGGUCCAAUCCUCAUCUUUGAAAAGCUUCUGUUUGACUUCAGCAAAAGUAAUGAUUUGGACUACCUUGAAUUCCGGCUCUGGAUUGGUCUCCAUUCUGCCAUUCAAUGCCUUCUUCUAGUUGCCAUGGAUGCCAGUUUCAUCAUUAAGUACAUCACGCGUUUUACAGAGGAAGGCUUCUCCAUGCUUAUCAGCCUCAUCUUUAUCUAUGACGCCAUCAAAAAAAUGAUAGGAGCCUUCAAAUACUACCCCAUCAAUUCUGGCUACAAUCCAGACUAUGUGACCAUGUACAAGUGUGAGUGUGUGGCUCCAGAUUCAGUGAAUUCAACUCUGUUCAAUGCUUCAGAUUCAUUGGCUUUGAAUAACACUAACAUUUCUUUGUAUAAUGUUGUCAAUACAACAGCACUGGACUGGAGUCAACUCAGCAAGAAGGAAUGCCUCACAUAUGGGGGGAGCCUGGUUGGAAAGUCCUGCAAGUAUGUUCCAGAUCUAGCCUUAAUGUCUUUUAUCCUCUUUUUUGGGACAUACUCACUGACAGUGACCCUCAAGAAAUUCAAGUUUAGUCGCUACUUUCCAACCAAGAUCCGAAGCCUGAUCACAGACUUUUCUACAGUAAUCUCCAUUCUUGUUUUCUGUGGAAUCGAUGCUGCUGUCGGACUGGAUACACCCAAGCUGCAUGUCCCCAAUGAAAUCAAGCCAACCCGUUCAGAUCGAGGCUGGUUUGUUCUUCCCUUUGGUAAAAACCCCUGGUGGAUCUACCUUGCCAGUGCUUUACCUGCUCUCCUAGUAACUAUAUUGAUCUUCAUGGACCAACAAAUCACAGGGGUAAUUGUGAACAGGAAGGAGCACAAAUUGAAGAAAGGAGCUGGUUACCAUUUGGAUCUGUUUUGGGUUGGUCUUUUACUGGCGAUUUGUUCUUUUAUGGGUCUUCCAUGGUAUGUGGCAGCAACAGUUAUAUCUAUCGCUCACAUUGAUGGUUUAAAAAUGGAAACGGAAACCAGCGCACCAGGAGAACAACCACAGUUUCUUGGCGUCAGGGAGCAAAGGCUUACUGGUGUUGUUGUGUUCAUCCUAACAGGAAUAUCUGUAUUUUUGGCUCCAGUUCUGAAGUACAUUCCAAUGGCAGUGCUAUAUGGAGUAUUCCUUUAUAUGGGUGUCUCCUCUUUAAAUGGCAUUCAGUUUUGGGAUCGAUGCAAAUUAUUUCUGAUGCCCUCCAAACACCAGCCAGAUUACACCUAUCUUCGCCACGUGCCCCUUCGCCGAGUCCACUUAUUCACAAUGGUGCAAGUUAUCUGUCUGGCUGUUCUCUGGGUCUUGAAGUCCACUGUGGCAGCAAUCAUUUUUCCUGUCAUGAUCCUUGCACUCAUCCUGGUGAGAAAGUUCCUGGACCUGAUUUUUUCUCAACAUGACCUUGCUUGGUUAGAUGAUAUUUUACCUGAAAAAGACAAGAAGGAAGAAGACAAGAAGAAAAAAAAGUUGAAAACCAAAGACCAAGAUAGGGACAGUAUCAAUGAGAAAGGUCCUCUAGCUGGAGUUGUGCAAGCUGAAAUGUCACCCUGUAACUCCGAUUCACUCGACCGCAGUAUAACUUUACACCUCAAGAUUUCCUGUCCAUCUUCCCCUGCUUUCAGCUGCUCCCGGAAUGCCAUAUGUUCCGUCCCACAGGUUAAGAUAGAAAUGGAAUCCGAGUACGAUGAUACAGACACUGAGAAAGCUCGGAGAGACACAAGCGGUGAAACUACUCUGUAA